This is a messenger RNA of Beta vulgaris subsp. vulgaris (sugar beet), 867 nucleotides long. RefSeq lists its product as uncharacterized. The coding region runs from base 1 to 867 and encodes 288 amino acids. Lineage: Eukaryota; Viridiplantae; Streptophyta; Magnoliopsida; Caryophyllales; Amaranthaceae. The transcript is spliced from 3 exons. The record is from RefSeq and is a predicted model, not a curated record.
AUGGAGGAGUCAGAAUCUGACAAGGAGUCGGAGCCGGUGGAUGUGUCUGAACCGGAGAAUCAGGAGAUGGAGGAAGAAGAAGUUGAGAAGGAGGAGGCUGUAAUCGUUGAAAAGGCAAAGAAGGUUGUUGCCCAGAAACCGUCAUCCAAAGCACUUCAGUCGGUUGAGAAACCGGUUCCCAAACCCAUUCCUACUAAACCAUCAAUUAAAACCACCAAGCCCAAAAUUUCUACCCCUACAAUUGCACCCCAACCAGUGGAGAAAUCAAAGAAGAAAGCAGAUGCUCAUGUUGAGGGGAAAGUUUCUAAAACGGAGACUGUUAAGGCGGGUGCUAGCAAGGGCCCUAGGAUUAAGACGGUUGCUAGGAAGGGUGCUGAAUCUUCCAAAGGCAAGGAGAUCAUGGAGCAUGAACCAGCAUCAGACCGGUUCCCUGCUGACAAAAAGAGGAAGGUCUAUACUGGUGGUGUUCUGAAAAUGAAAAGUGCAGCAAAAGGUGAUGCUAUUGGUGAAGGGACCAGUACGAAAUCAGUUCAGGCUAUUUAUGCCUUGGUGAAGCUGUUGAGUGACCAGAAUCAGAUGAUGCAGAAUAUGCUGAAUAGUGUUACUCAGCUUUGCACUGCUCUUCUGGAAUCCUACAAGAGAGUUGAGGUUCGCCUUGACAAGGCUGGUAUUCAGGGUAGAGAGGAUUCUGAGGAAAAGGAUGAGUCAUCUCAUGCUGCUGGUGAUGAAGAUGAUGAAGAAGAGGAGGCAGAAGUGGAGGAGGAAGAGCAAGAAGAAGAGGAGGAGGAAGAACAUGAAGAAGAUGCUUCAGAGAACCUUGAGGAGGAAGAAGAUGAUGGGACUGAAAAUGAUUCUGAAGCUGAUUGA